Molecule: messenger RNA, 378 nt
Organism: Trichoderma reesei QM6a
Lineage: Eukaryota; Fungi; Ascomycota; Sordariomycetes; Hypocreales; Hypocreaceae
Exons: 4
Biological process (GO): protein N-linked glycosylation
Cellular component (GO): oligosaccharyltransferase complex; membrane
Source: RefSeq, a predicted model, not a curated record
AAGGUGCUGCAGAACAUUUACCAGUAUUACAUGAAGGAGACGCCGCAGCGGACGAAGCUCAUUGACGUGUUCCUCGUCUUCAUUGCCGUGGUCGGCGCACUGCAAUUCCUCUACUGCAUCUUGGCGGGCAACUACCCGUUCAAUGCCUUUCUUUCAGGAUUCGGAGCAACUGUUGGCCAAUUUGUCUUGACGAUCUCACUGCGUAUACAAACGACGGCCGCGAACAAGAGCGAGUUCCCAGAGGUAUCGCCUGAACGACGCAUAUCAAUGCGCCUUGGUGUCUUCAGGGUUGUGCUAACUAGCCGUCGCAGAGCAUUUGCCGAUUACGUCGUCUGCAGUCUGAUUCUACAUUUCUUCUGUGUCAACUUCAUCAACUGA